GCCGGCUGGGGCUGAGGCACCCACCUUCAGGGCGGACCCUGGAAGCCUGGCUUGGACCCCUGUUGGGCAGCUGUCAGUUGGGUCUGCACCUCCACCCUCACAUCUGCCUGCAUUCUGCCACCACUAAGAGCUCACCAAGGCCAUCAACUUCUAGCCACAAAGCACCAGACAGAAUCCAGCCCAAGGAAAUCCCUGCCCAGACACCCCCCAAACACUACACAAUGCAGGCUGCUGCAUGCCCAAAGCCACCUGAGAAUGGAAGCACCUCCUUCCUCACCACUAUGAGUGCCAACCUCUCCCAGGAAAACAACACCCAGCCCAACACCACCUCCACCGAGCCACUGUCAGCACUCUAUGUGCUCCUGCCAGCUGUGUACUCUGUGAUCUGCGCUGUGGGGCUGACUGGGAAUAUGGCUGUCAUCUAUGUGAUCCUGAGGGCCCCCAAGAUGAAGACGGUGACCAAUGUGUUUGUUCUGAACCUGGCUGUGGCUGAUGGGCUCUUCAUCCUGGUGCUGCCAGCCAACAUCGCAGAGCACCUGCUGCAGCGCUGGCCCUUUGGGGAGCCUCUUUGUAAGCUGGUGCUGGCCAUAGACCACUACAACAUCUUCUCCAGCAUCUACUUCCUGGCUGUGAUGAGUGUGGACCGCUACCUAGUGGUGCUGGCCACUGUGAGGUCCCGCCGUGUGCCCCAGCGCACCCAAAGGGGAGCAAAGGUUGCUAGCUUAUGUGUUUGGCUGGGCGUCACUAUCAUGGUUCUGCCCUUCUUCUCCUUUGCUCGUGUCUACAGUAAUGAGCUGCAGGUGCCCACCUGUGGGCUGAGUUUCCCACGGCCAGAGCGGGCCUGGUUCCAGGCCAGCCGCAUCUACACACUGGUUCUGGGCUUUGCACUGCCUGUGUGCACUAUCUGUGUGCUCUACAUGGACCUCUUACGCCGGCUGAGAGCCAUGAGGCUCCACUCAGGAGCCAAAGCCCUAGGCAAGGCCAAGCGGAAGGUGACCAUCCUGGUCCUCACCGUGCUGGCUGUGUGCCUUCUCUGCUGGACACCCUUCCACCUGGCUUCUGUGGUGGCCCUGACCACAGAUAUGCCCCAGACAUCCCUUGUCAUUGGCAUCUCCUAUACCAUCACCAGCCUCAGCUAUGCCAACUCGUGUCUCAACCCCUUCCUGUAUGCCUUCCUGGAUGACAGCUUCCGCAAGAAUUUCCGCACCGUGUUUCUGUGCCAAGGGGCCUGAGAACCUCCAGC
Molecule: messenger RNA, 1243 nt
Organism: Fukomys damarensis (Damara mole-rat)
Lineage: Eukaryota; Metazoa; Chordata; Mammalia; Rodentia; Bathyergidae
Gene: Npbwr2
Product: neuropeptides B and W receptor 2
Exons: 2
Coding region: 222-1232 (336 amino acids)
Biological process (GO): neuropeptide signaling pathway
Cellular component (GO): neuron projection; membrane
Molecular function (GO): neuropeptide receptor activity; neuropeptide binding
Source: RefSeq, a predicted model, not a curated record